AUGAAAUGGCCUGAAGAGCAAGUUUUCCUGGCUGUGCCCCAGCUUCUACCUCAUUAUGUCAAUCAGACAAGGAUACUGGCGGCAGACAGGCAGAUAGAAAGCGCUAUCAACACUUCGCCACCAGUCACCACGUUCAAGCACUCACUAGCUUGCCGUAGCGUAUGGGACGCCAAGAACGCUCGCUUUGAUAAUUGUUUCCUACCGAUCAUAUCCGUUCUACCUGGUGCUGUCGCUCUACUUGUACUGCUCCACCGUGUGCUUCAGCCGCUGCUGAGGAAGAGGCCGCAAUGGCUGAAACCAUUCGUCGUCGAGGACAUCGAUGACUCAGAUCUCAUUCAGCUCGAAAAGAGAAAGCCCUUCUCUUGGAAAACACGCCUCUUGAUCCUCACCACGAUCAUCGGUCUUGUGACAGACCUCGUUGCGCUUGCCUGGCCACGACCAAAUUUCGCGGCGCUCUUGCCUGCGAUAUCUUGGCUUGCUAAGGUCAAGAAGGCAACUGCUCUCCUGUUCUUGAUCAUAGACCGUCCGAGGAGUACGCCCAAGGGUGUUCUGCUGAUCCUACUGAGUACGGCGGCAGUACAGCUCACACUGCAAUUAAACCAUGAGUCAAAUCUCAAUGUCCAGGACAUACCUGGUGUUGUUGCCAUCUUUGCAUCAUUUGCAGCUCUUGCAAUAAUUCUCUGCACUCCUUUCCGCAACCCCGAUCUACCGCACGAUGACAUCAGUCCUCCGUCUGACAAACCAACAAACGAUCUAAGAAGUCCUGAAGAUAGACUGACUCCUUGGCAGUUCGCAACAGUGACUUGGAUGAAUCCAUUGAUCAACAUUGGCACCGAGCGGCAAAUAAACAACGAGGACGUGUGGAAGCUAAGCUAUCAAUUCCAGCACAAAGCCUUACACGAGCGUUUUCGAGAGCUUCCUGGUUCAGUCCUUCGCCGAUUGCUCAAAGCCAAUGCAAUUGAUCUGAUAAUCAUAUGCACCCUUGGCUUCGUAGAGAUCGCUUGCAGUAAGUUCAAGAUAGUAUAUGCGGGCUCAGCAGCUGAUUCGCGGUAG
This is a messenger RNA of Bacidia gigantensis, 1053 nucleotides long. RefSeq lists its product as uncharacterized. The transcript is spliced from 2 exons. The coding region runs from base 1 to 1053 and encodes 350 amino acids. The record is from RefSeq and is a predicted model, not a curated record. Lineage: Eukaryota; Fungi; Ascomycota; Lecanoromycetes; Lecanorales; Ramalinaceae.